Brienomyrus brachyistius is the source of this 3964-nucleotide messenger RNA. It is a transcript of the gene flt3, whose product is annotated as fms related receptor tyrosine kinase 3. NCBI's taxonomy places the organism in Eukaryota, Metazoa, Chordata, Actinopteri, Osteoglossiformes, Mormyridae. The record is from RefSeq and is a predicted model, not a curated record. Gene Ontology annotation, molecular function: ATP binding; transmembrane receptor protein tyrosine kinase activity. The coding region runs from base 728 to 3394 and encodes 888 amino acids. The transcript has 23 exons. Gene Ontology annotation, biological process: cytokine-mediated signaling pathway; positive regulation of kinase activity; cell surface receptor protein tyrosine kinase signaling pathway. Gene Ontology annotation, cellular component: signaling receptor complex.
UGUCACGAUCACUGCGGAACCUUGCUGCGAUCGUGCAGGUGCGGCGAGCAAGCAGCAGGCAGACAGGUCGAUGUCAGCCUUCUUUAACACCUUGAAAUAAAAAAAAUCACCUAACAACACUAGUUAUUCAAAGGAAGAUUAACAUUUGAAAGCAAAGUAACAUUUUUACAAUGUUUUUAAUUUUUUCAAAUAAGAACUUGUUUACAAACUCUAAGUAAUGUCUUCAAUUUUCAAAAUAAAACUUCUUUACUUAUUACAAGAAGUUACACAAAUUAUAUUACCAGUAAAAAGUAAAAUAAAAUACUGUCUUUAAAUUAAAUGAUUUACAAAAAUAUACUUUAUACUUUAGUAAACUUGAAAAAAAAAAGCAGUAAACAACAUUGCAGUAAAGCAAAUGUCACGCGACGUUGGAAGCCGGGAAGGCGAACGGGCAGGCGAGUAAACAGGAAGAACAAGACAAGGCGAAAUCAGGGCAACCAAGGGGUUUAUUUAGGGGAUCCGGGGCAGGGAACAGAAGACGCCAACUAACAUCAAUGACGGACGAAGGACUCAGGUUGGGACUGGACAUAAUGAAACAAAGUCAGUGUCACGUUACAUCUGGGAGUUCCAGCUACCACGUUCAGAGCCCGAACAGGUCGUGGUUUCGAGUCAAGAAUCUGCAAACUUGACUGUCCAACAUUUCACAGGGAAGCACAGCUGCUCUUGGGAAAGGACUGAAAGGUGCCAAAUGAAGAAUGUAGAGGAAAGAGGAAGCUACAUGGUGCUCAUUAGGGACCCAGGAAUCUACACUCUGUGCUGUAAACAUGGAGCUGAACUUUUCUCUGUGUCCUUUGUUGUACAUCAGCAAGAAAACCCCUUGAGACGGCCGUCAACACCACAGCUGAGCAUUGCUAAUGGAAUUCCAGGAUAUGGAUAUAAUUUCCUGUGCAGUUCCUUUGGAUACCCGAGACCGAAGAUCACAUGGUAUAAGUCCCUAGACAAAAGAGAUGGUGUAAGUGGGACAGAGAUCAAGAGCUCGGAUCCAAUCUCCACAAGAUCCUUGUUGCGAAGCUUUGAAUAUUCUGAGACAGAUGUGCUGUGCUGUGCGAGGAACGCACUGGGAGAGGAUUGCUCCAAGAUGCAUGAUUACAACUUAAAUCAAGGUUCCAGUGAGCAGGAGGCAGCUGUGGUAAACCUCAUCGCUGGAGAGACACUUCUGCUACGUUGCAGACACAACAGUAUCUCGCCCUUAAGGUGGCUGAAGGACUCCAGAUCACCUGAGGGGAAGCAAAUCCGUGAUGAGAUUUAUCAUGUCAGCCACUGCUACCUGCUUAUCGACAUGGUGAUGAUGGAGCACAACGGCACCUACAGCUGCCUUUCAUCAGUAGAUAACAGGACGAAGUCCAUACACGUCCAGGUUCUGGAACACGGAUUUGUGAACGUUCAGUUAAAGGAAAUGAACCAGGUCUCUGCUUUGGCACGGGAGUCUUUGUGCCUACAGGCUGAGGUCAACGCAUACCCCGAACCGCGGUGCCACUGGGUCACUCCACGUGGCCGUGUGGCCUGUUCAGCACCAAGCCGCUAUCGCGCAAGCAGGAUAUUUCGGCACUGCAAACCUGAUCCAGGAGAGUACCAGCUUACUGUUGAAAACAAUGAGAUGUCAAUCACGAGGAACAUGACAGUUUGUGUGGUUGACACACCUGCUGUGGCCAUCGCCCUCACCAAGGACAAUAUUCAGUGCUCAGCCAAUGGGACGUCCCUUAACGUAACCUGGAGAUAUUGCCAAAUGUCCACCAAGUGCCAUGAGGACGCCCUGUGGCAUGGGAUGAUGCCUCAGACCAUGCAAAAGUCAAAGCUGGAAGAUUUUUGCCAGCAGAGCCACUUCACCUCUGUGAGCUUGUCAGAGCUGGAAGACAACAUCAUUGUCAAGUGCUGCGCUAAUAGUACCUUUAGCUCUCCUCAGUGCAGUGCAACAAUAACCCUGAAGAAACACCCAUCAGUGAUCACGCAGAUGAUAGUCAUCCUCUUCAUCCUGCUGUUGCUCAUCUUCCUGAUUGUUCUCAACAUCAUGAUCAAAAAUAAGAAACCCCGAUAUGAAAGCCAGAUCCAGGUUCUCCAGAUAGUGGGGCCCCUGGACAAUGAUUACAUUUACAUCAACUUCAAAGAGUUCUCCUACAACCUGGAAUUGGAAUUUCCCAGGGAAAACCUCAAGCUGGGGAAGGAGCUGGGCUCUGGGGCCUUCGGGAAGGUGGUGAAGGCCACAGCGUACGGGCUCAGCCAACCUGGGGUGUCCAUGCAAGUGGCGGUAAAGAUGCUGAAAGACAAGCACCACCCAGUGGAGCGAGAGGCCCUCAUGUCAGAGCUGAAGAUGCUGGUGCACAUCGGCAGGCAUGUGAACAUCGUCAACCUGCUGGGCGCAUGUACAGAAUCAGGACCCAUCUAUCUGAUCUUCCAGUACUGCUGCAAUGGAGACCUGCUGAACUACCUGAAGAACCACAGAGAGCAAUUCCAGAAGUCGCUGUCUGACAUGUUUGACCUAAAGAGGUUUCGCUACCUGUUUCAGACCGAGCUGACCUUCAGAGAAAGAGAAGGUAGCUUUAACAGCACCUACAUUCCAAUGUCCCCCAUGCUCUUCAGAGACACACAGGAGCCCAGCAGAGCCAGCAUUCAUGGCGGAAUUAAUGAAGAGUUAGACUCCCUGGAAGAACUUCAUAUCCUCACCUACCACGACCUGCUCAGCUUUGCUUUUCAGGUGGCCAAAGGCAUGGAGUUUCUGUCAUCGCAGAAUUGUAUCCAUAGAGACCUUGCUGCAAGAAAUGUACUGGUUACACAAGAGAAAUUUGUGAAGAUUGGAGACUUUGGACUUGCCCGAGACAUUGAAAAUGACGACAACUAUGUAGUAAGAGGAAACGCGCGUCUGCCAGUAAAGUGGAUGGCACCGGAGAGCUUGUUACAGGGCGUGUACACGAAGCAGAGUGACACCUGGUCUUAUGGAAUCCUGCUGUGGGAGAUCUUCUCACUGGGUGUUACGCCAUACCCAGGGAUGAAGGUGGACCAGAAAUUCUACAUGCUGAUUGAAGGUGGUUUUCAGAUGGAGCAGCCAUACUACGCCAGUGACUCUAUGUAUGCUAUAAUGCGCCUCUGCUGGGCCCUGACACCCCAAGACAGGCCACACUUUUCAAAACUGGUGGCCGUACUGGAGACUCAGCUGGAGGACAGUGAGAAUCAGUUAUACAUCAACACCGGAGAAAAGGCCUUGAGCCAAUCAAUCUACCAGAAUGCCGAUGUUCUCCCGGCACAUAGGAGGCCAAACAGAGAAGAUGAGAAAGUGGCAGAGAAUGUGUCCAGAGAGACUGAAGUCCCACCCGGUCCGGCCUCCAUUCCGACUGAGCUGACCCCCCUGAACGAGGGCUAAACACGAUUCUGUAUGACUUUAUUUCAAUAGUACCAGCAGAGCAAGCUAAAUGCUGAUACACACACCGAUACGGUAGCAGUUACGUAGCAUGGUGUCUGUUAGGCUUCUGCAGCUAAAGGCUAACACACUUGUAGCACAUCUCUUUAUACACUUGUUUGAGCAUUUUGGUAUUUUCAGGAAUUCAGGAAUGUAGCCUGUGAUUAAUAGCCCAGUACUAUAUACUGUAAUUUAUAAGAAUAAUUUAGACCCAUGACCUUGUCUUGGACAAGCCGAUUUUGUAAAUAUUUUAUUUUUUUUAAGUUUACUUCAUAUUGGUUAUUACUGGUUGAAUUAAUGUAUAUAAUGCAUUGCUAUAUAAUCCAUUGGGGGCUCUGAAAAAUGGUCCCCACAAGGUAAAAUAACAAGAGGUGGGGGAAAUUUGGUAAUAUGAACAUAAUCCACACACACACACUUCAGCCUCAAACACACAUGCACAUGCCUGUGCCCAUUUGUAGUGUUUUGUGACAAUGACUGUUGUUAAAAGCGCUAUAUAAAUAAAAUUGAAUUGAAUUGCUUUUUGUUUUACACUAA